Messenger RNA from Morone saxatilis (striped sea-bass), 1712 nucleotides. It is a transcript of the gene cd36, whose product is annotated as CD36 molecule (thrombospondin receptor). Gene Ontology annotation, cellular component: cell surface; caveola; cytoplasm. Gene Ontology annotation, molecular function: scavenger receptor activity; low-density lipoprotein particle binding; low-density lipoprotein particle receptor activity. The transcript has 12 exons. Gene Ontology annotation, biological process: lipoprotein transport; low-density lipoprotein particle clearance; receptor-mediated endocytosis. The record is from RefSeq and is a predicted model, not a curated record. NCBI's taxonomy places the organism in Eukaryota, Metazoa, Chordata, Actinopteri, Moronidae. The coding region runs from base 1 to 1404 and encodes 467 amino acids.
AUGGUUUUCUGUAACAGAAGGUGCGGGCUGAUAGCUGGAGCUGUGAUUGGGGCGGUGGUAGCCAUCCUGGGAGGCAUCCUUAUCCCAGUGGGGAACAACGUCAUUGAGGGGACAGUGGAGAAGGAAGCCGUCAUUGAGCCUGGAACAACAGCUUAUGACAACUGGGUGGCUGCAGGGGCAAAGGUGUACAGGCAGUUCUGGUUUUUUGACUUGAAAAACCCCCUGGAGGUUUUGCAGUAUGGUGCAAUUCCAGUGGUAGUGGAAAGGGGACCUUACACAUAUUGGACAAGAUAUCUCGCCAAAGAGAACAUCACUUUCCACCCGAAUCACACUGCCUCCUUCCUGCUGCCUUUUGGGGCCAUCUUCGAGCCAUCCAUGUCAGUGGGAUCAGAAGAAGACAAAAUCACCACCCUCAACCUGGCUGUGGCUGGAGCUUAUUCAGUGGUUCCAAAAGUGUUUCAUGGCAUGCUGAACAAACUGAUAACGUCAAGCAACUCCUCCUUGUACCAGCGCCGUACAGUCAAUGAACUGCUGUGGGGUUACACAGACCCCAUGUUGAAAACACUUGUGGGCCUGUUUGCACCUUACAAUGGUACCUAUGAUGGCUACUACAAUGUCUACACUGGAAAGGAUGACAUCUCUAAAGUUGGACAAAUUGACAUGUGGCGAGGACAGAGGACUUUACGUUUCUGGAACGACACGUACUGUGACAUGAUCAACGGGACAGAUGCUUCGUCAUUCGCUCCCUUUAUGGACAAGAAGAAGCCUAUAUAUUUCUUCUCAUCAGACAUCUGCAGGUCUGUAUCAGCUAGCUUUGUGGAAAGCAAGGAUCUGAAAGGGAUUGAAGUGUACCGCUAUGCCCUCCAGCCAAAUACACUGGCCUCCCCUACAGUCAACCCAGACAAUCAAUGUUUCUGCAGAAAUAUGGAUGUCACCAAGAACUGCACCUUGGCUGGAGUACUGGACAUCGGCUCCUGUCAAGACGGAAGACCUAUCUACAUCUCUCUGCCCCACUUCCUUCAUGGCAGUCCGUACCUACGAAAGGCGGUUCUGGGCCUCAAUCCCAGCGAGGAGCAUCAUGCCACUUUCCUGGAUGUGGAACCUACAACUGGGUUCACCUUGAGGUUUGCCAAGAGAAUUCAAGUGAAUAUGAUGUACGGACCAUCAAAUGUCAUCACGGUGCUUAAGAAAGUCAAGGAUUACACCAUAUUCCCUCUUGCUUGGCUGAACGAGACGGCUUCGUUGGAUGACGAAACAGCGGAUUUGUUUAAGAAGGAGCUCAUCUCCCGUAUCCAGAUGUUGGACAUGAUACAGAAGGCGCUGUUGGGCAUUGGUGUGGCUAUCUUCGUCCUGUGUCUCACCUCCUACUGCGUGGUGGUGAGGAGAAGUAACAAGCUGGUGUGAAUGACUCAUGCAGAGAAGAGUGCAUUUAAGCUGCUGUGGGACAUUGAACCUUUUGAUAUAGACUUGCACUUUUUUGUAAUUUCAGUGUUAUUUAUAAUGUCAUACCUCCCUUGAUUCAAGGGAAGGGGAUACUGUGAUUUUGUAAAGCACAAGAGCUGAAUUCCUUUGCCAUGUAUUGUUUUAAUUGCAAACACUGUAACAUUAACUCAAUCAGGGAUUUCUGGAGGGAGAGCAGAUGGAGACUCCUCUGAACUGUCAGGUUAUCAAUCCACACAGAGGAGAAAUGAGUUUGCUUGACAUCCUACAAA